AUGUUGUUCGAAGAAGACCCGUCCGUGCUCAUCCAGCACACCGUCGACAACUUCAACACGGCACCCGACAAGGCCGCCGUCGCCCGCAUCAAGGAAUCGCUGUCCACCCUCCAGGAAGCGCGCCAGCUGCAGGUUGAACAGGCCGAGGCGUCUAUGAAGCGCCUCGCGCGCCAGCUCAACACACUCGGCGCCCAGCACGACGAGCUCGCGUCGAAGCACGCGGCGGCCGCGCACGCGCCGACGAUUGCGCACCUCGACACCCAGAAAUUUCGCGUGGCCAAGGCCGCGUCCGACCUCGAGAUGGAGACGGAGCGGCUGUCGGCCCAGGCAGCGGAUCUUUCGGCGCGUCUGCAAGAGUUGGAGCUGCAAGGAGACGAUGGCCCGCUGGUCGGCAGCGGCGGCAGCGGCAGUGGCAGCGGCGCGGCGGCCGCGGCGACCGAGGACGAGGUGCUGCUGCGCCUGCGCGUCUACCGCAGCUUGGGAAUUGAACUCGAGCGCGAUGGCGCGGGCCACGACGGCGAAUGGUCGCGGGCGGUGAUCCGCAACGACCGGAAGGGCGACGUGCAUGUGGUCAACAUGGACAAGAAGUUCUCACGAUUCUUCUACGCCAACUACUUCUGGCAGACGCUAUAA
Molecule: messenger RNA, 633 nt
Organism: Sporothrix schenckii 1099-18
Lineage: Eukaryota; Fungi; Ascomycota; Sordariomycetes; Ophiostomatales; Ophiostomataceae
Exons: 2
Coding region: 1-633 (210 amino acids)
Source: RefSeq, a predicted model, not a curated record